Molecule: messenger RNA, 816 nt
Organism: Neoarius graeffei (lesser salmon catfish)
Lineage: Eukaryota; Metazoa; Chordata; Actinopteri; Siluriformes; Ariidae
Gene: tnnt2c
Product: troponin T2c, cardiac
Exons: 1
Coding region: 1-816 (271 amino acids)
Biological process (GO): regulation of muscle contraction; sarcomere organization; cardiac muscle contraction
Cellular component (GO): troponin complex
Molecular function (GO): troponin I binding; troponin C binding; tropomyosin binding
Source: RefSeq, a predicted model, not a curated record
AUGUCUGACACGGAGGAGAUUGUGGAGGAGUAUGAAGAAGAGGAGGAAGCAGAGGAAGAGCAGAAUGUAGAGGAGGCCCCUCAAAUACAGGAUGAUGAGAAUGAGGCAGAAGAAGAAAAUGAGGUACAAGAAGACAAGGAAGAAGAAGAAGACUCCAAGCCUAAGCCUAAGGUGUAUGUCCCCACCAUUGUCCCUCCCAUGCUCCCCGAUGGCGAGAAAGUCGACUUUGAUGACCUCCAUCGUAAACGUGUCGAAAAAGACUACAAUGAGCUUCAGAGCCUCAUCGAGGCACACUUUACCAACAGGCAGAAAGAGGAAGAAGAGCUGGUAGCCCUAAAGACCCGCAUUGAGCGGAGACGUGCAGAUCGUGCAGAGCAGCAGCGCAUUCGGGCCGAGCAAGAGCGUGAGAGGCAGGCUCGUUUGGCCGAGGAAAGGGCGCGGCGUGAGGAGGAGGCGGCUAAAAUCCGGGCUGAAGAGGAUGCCAAGAAGAAGAAACUCCUCACCAAUAAGGGCUAUGGAGGCUACCUACAGAAGGUGGAACAGAAGAAGGGCAAAAAGCUGACAGAACGGGAGAAGAAGACAAAGGCCCUCAUGGAGCGCCGCAAGCCACUCAACAUCGACCACCUUAACCAGGAGAAACUGGUGGAGAAGGCCCAGGAACUCUGGCAGUGGCUGCAGCAACUCCAUGCUGAGAAGUUUGACCUGGGUGAGAAGCUGAAGAGGCAGAAGUAUGACGUCAAUGUGCUGCACAACCGCGUCAAUGACCAUCAGAGGUACAGCAAGACAACCAAGACCACCAGGAAGUCCUGGAAAUAG